Molecule: messenger RNA, 1179 nt
Organism: Aspergillus costaricaensis CBS 115574
Lineage: Eukaryota; Fungi; Ascomycota; Eurotiomycetes; Eurotiales; Aspergillaceae
Exons: 1
Coding region: 1-1179 (392 amino acids)
Source: RefSeq, a predicted model, not a curated record
AUGGGAGAACAGCCAGGCCUAACAGAGAAGGAAAUCGACGCGGAGAACACCAUUGAGGAGCCGACCCCUACAGCCAAGGAAGAAUGCGGUGAUCCAAAAACCGCUGAAGAAGACCAACAAAAGACGACGGGAGCGGACUCCAGCUCUGAAGAAUGGCAACACCUUGAUAAUACUGUCCCCGACGAGGCAUCUUCUUCGCUUGGUUGUCCUGCGAAUAAAGACCUAGAGGGCACUAUACCAGAUGACUCCCAGAAAGGCUUGGUGGAAGAGAGUACCAAUACGGAUAACACGCCAACAUGCAGCGAUACAACAAAGGAAGGAAGCCAACUAGGUGAUGACGACGUCAUUGAAACACAUGUUGACGAAAGUGGACCAACAGUCACAAGUUUGUCUUGCGAAAGCAAAGACGUCGACCAGAGCAAUUCAACUUCUAAUCACGAAAAACUUGACAAAGAGGUGAACUUAUCUGAUGGCAACGAGAAGGGGACCAAUGCAGAAGGAGAAGACAGCGAAACUCACGAACCCGAAUACACUAACGUCGACGACAACCAAGUCGAUGGCCCAUCUGACAACCAAGCUUACAAGAUCAACGAGAAUGUUGGCAACACAAUGAAUGGCGACCAAGUCGAUGAAGAAAUUGCCGAAGGAACGAACGAUAACGGGAUUCGUCAUAACAGUGAGGGGGAGAGUAGUGAUACUCAAAAUGACGGAUAUAACGGUGAAGAAGACAACAGCCAGCGCGAUGACGAUGACGAAGACACCAAGUCUGUCUCCAGCACAGAUAGCAACUACUUUUUCAAAACAUGGAGGUAUUUACCAGAAGACGAAGACAUUGCUGAAGGGAAUGAGAUGGACCUGAAGUUUGAUGAUCAAGCCAUUGAAGACCUUGAAGCCAACGUGAACGACAUGGACGAUGAAUCGCCCUCCCGCUUGGAAUGGCUUAGACAGAAACGGCUGCUAGCUGGGCUGCAGCUAUCCAAGAAUGAACAGCGCCUUGAACGGUUGAUGGAUCGUGUACUGUGUCUGAUUGGCCAGGAGAAUAUCAAGGCUCAAUUUCUGGCCCUUAAAGCCAGAAUUGAAGCAGAUAAGGCGCGGGGCGAAGACUUCAAAAAUGCCCAUCAUGACAUAAUGAUCACUGGAAGCAUAGGAACCGGUCAGUUUAUUUCCGGAAUUGCGUGA